Molecule: messenger RNA, 898 nt
Organism: Drosophila albomicans
Lineage: Eukaryota; Metazoa; Arthropoda; Insecta; Diptera; Drosophilidae
Exons: 3
Coding region: 135-806 (223 amino acids)
Source: RefSeq, a predicted model, not a curated record
CAGCAUUCAGUCAACCCUGUGAAAUUGAACAAUUGAAUUUGAGUAGCUUGGCAUUUGCCAUUGUAGAAAUUAUUGAAAUUUACGAAACAAAUAUAAAAAUAAACGGUGAAAGUAAUUUAAAAACAUUUAACGUCAUGGCGCAAAUUUGGCUGGACAACGAAAACGCCGGAGUUAACGUUUUCCCAAGAUCGAACAGAAAAACUAAGCAGACAUCGUUGCUGGGCAACAACAAUGCACUGCUGCAAUCGGGCAAGAAGAAUGUGCUCAGCUCGCUGGACAAUGUGAUAAACAACAACAAACCAAACGUCACGCCAUUUAAAAGCAACAAUAACAAUCAAAUAUGGCGAAAGAGCUGCGCCCCAAAAUUGUCGCUUUGCAAGGAAACGCUGCAAAAACAAAUGCGAAAGCAAAUCACAAAGGAUUCGCCUCCUUUUAACGAAGUCGAAUGCGAGUCGAAUGGUCAGGAGAUUGUGGCUGAGAAGAAGGAGGAGCUUGUCGAUUUUGAUCUGUUCGAUUUUAUGGACUUUCCCAGCUCAAAAUGUCUAAACAAUUGUCAUCAGCCCGCAUCGUUUAAUUGGCAGGAGCCUGAACCAUUGUUGAGCGAAGAUCUCAUCGAAAAAUUACUUAAUUAUUCACCAGCAUUUGAAAAAGAUUUUGUAAAUGAUGAUCAUGAAAUACCUCUGUAUCCGGAUGAUGAUCUGGAGCUAGAAUAUAAUAAUGAUUUCGAAGACAUUUCGCCUGAUUUAUUGGACGAUGCUGCACCACCUUUGCCAGCUAUAUUUGAGGACGAUUUUGAUCUAUUUUAAUGUAGCCAUAAGACUUUAGUUUUACAUUUUAAAUUCAGUUAAGUUUAUUUUUCAAUUGUUAGCCAUUACUAAAUGUGCGUGAAUUAUAUUAA